This is a messenger RNA of Meloidogyne enterolobii, 1356 nucleotides long. The record is from the annotation of a GenBank genome assembly. Lineage: Eukaryota; Metazoa; Nematoda; Chromadorea; Rhabditida; Meloidogynidae.
AUGUUGAUGCUAACUAGACGAUAUUUUUCAUCAAAAUAUUUUUCAACUCCACUUGUACGUUUCAUUGAUGAUCUUCAAAAAAGAGAUCUUAUUGUCCUCACACAUCCAAUGUUUCCUUUCAAAGAGCAAGAUAUACUAUCCUAUGCUUCAUCUUUGCCCAAUGUUCUUUACGCUGGUUUUGAUGCAACUGCUAACAGUUUACAUAUUGGAAAUUUGCUUAUAUUGACAUCAUUGAUUAGAUCAUCUCAAUUUGGAUGUACUCCUUUAUUAUUGAUAGGAGAAGGAACGGCUGCUGUAGGUGACCCGAGCGGACAAACUGGAGAUAGGCAACAAAUAUCGAGGGAUGAAUUGAAAGAAAAUGCUAGAUUUUUGACUGAACAACUGCAUAAAAUAAUGGAAAAUGCCAAUACAUUGUCUGGAUCAAAACCUCUUCCCUUCAAAAUUUUAAACAAUAUUGACUGGUAUAAAGAGACUACAAUGCUCGAUUUUCUUAUGUCUAGUCGUAGAUUUAGAGUUGGUGAUAUGCUCAGAAUUGGACCAGUCAGAAAUCGAAUGGACAAUGAACAAACACUUUCAUUUUCAGAAUUUACUUAUCAAAUACUUCAAGCAAAUGAUUGGUUAUUUUUGUCACAAAAGUAUGAUUGUCUUUUUCAGUUGGGAGGUUCUGAUCAAUUAGGCAACUUUAAAACUGGUUUUGAAAAUGUUCGAGCAGAAACAGGAAAACAAUCUUUGGGAAUUUGUGUUCCCCUUUUAACUGAUGGAAAUGGCAAUAAAUUAGGAAAAUCAGCUAAAGGAAUUGCUGGAUCAGGUUUUUGGUUAAGUGCUGAAAAAUCUUCUCCCUUUGCUUUCUAUCAAUAUUUUAGACAACUUCAUGAUGAUAUAUCAGCACAACUUCUUUUACAAUUUUCUCUUAAAGAGGUUGAAGAAAUUUUGCAAAUUAUCGAAGAACACAACAAUAAAUUGGGAAAAUGGAUAGCCCAAACACAUUUGGCUGAUGAGAUGACAAGUUUGGUACAUGGACAUGAAGGAUUAGAAUUAGCAAGGAGAUGUUCACAAUUACUUUUUAAUGGAUCCCUAGAUGAUCUCGAAAAGCUUGAAUCUGAGACGGUAAAAGGCUUAUUUGGGGAAGCGUCAACGUUCAAUAUCCCUAAGAAUUCUGUUAAAACACUUGGUGAAGUAGCAGAAAUAACAAAACCAGGUGGAGCACAACUGAUGACAAAGGGAGCACUGAAGAUAAAUGGUGUAAGGAUUAGUGACCCUAAUCAAAAAUUGGAUGUAGAAAAGUUUUUGUUAAAAAACCAAUUUUCUCUUAUUUGUUGGGGAAAACGAAAGUUUUCUUUAAUACAAUGGUUAUAA